GGCAUUACUGUGGGAUAUCGAGGGGGAGGGGGUAAUCCGCCAGUUUUCUGCGCAGUGUUUGAGGCCUGAGCGACGGUGAGGUAAAGCGGAGUGCGCAGUGAAUGCACCGCGCAUGCGCAGUUAUCAGAACGCUGGAUGCGGCGCCAUUUUCUUCUCAGACGACGUUGGUCAGAAUAGCGGAGGAGGGCGGAUGUACCGAGCCAGGUCCGUGAACCCUAUGGUAGUAAUCCAAUCGUUAUAACCAGCACACAUCUUCAAGUAUCAUACAGAUAUAAUUGCUUUUGCCUGAAAAUGUCGCUGAUCAUCCGUCUGCAGGGUCUUCCUGCUGUAGCAAAUUCAGUUGAUAUUCGGCAAUUCUUUUCUGGAUUGAGUAUUCCUAGAGGUGGUGUGUAUAUCACAGGUGGAAAAUUUGGUGAGGCCUAUAUUGUGUUUGGAACAUAUGAAGAGGCUCGGUGUGCCUUAAACCUGUCUGGCCAUAUUCUUAGGGAUUCAUACAUCCGUUUAACAUACAGCACCGAAGAGGAAAUGAGACGUGCAUUGGAGGUAUACCAGAUAGGUCUGAAGCCAUCAAUGGGCGCAUCAUACAACCCAGAGGUUAAUCGAAGAAGUCCUGACAAUAGACCUUCGUCUUCAUUUUCAUAUAUAUACAUACAUGGGAUGCCAGUGAAAACCACAAAGGUAGAAAUAAGAGAGUUUUUCAAGGGACUCCUUGUGGAAGAUGUGGUGUUUUUGAGAUUUACUAAUGGAGUAAGGAAUGGGAAUGCCAUUGUCAAGUUUGGAAGAAGUCAUGAUGCCAGCGAAGGGCUGAAACUUCACAGCCUGCCCCUUUGCGGUUCGCCAGUGACACUCAAGCUUUCUAAUGAGGUUGAAUGGGUCAAAAAUGGUGGAGAACCUGUUGUUAAUAAGUCGCGGUCUCCUCACCAUUAUUCUAGCCGUGAUAGACGACGCAGCAGAUCUAGGUGCAGAUCUAGGUGCAGAUCCAGGUGUAGAUCUAGGUGCAGAUCCAGGUGUAGAUCCAGGUGCAGAUCUAGAUCCAGGUACAGAUCCAGGUCACCAUACAGAAGAUUGAGGCGUAGAUCACCUUAUGUGCGGGAUUUCUAUGUGCAUAUUAUUAAUUUGAGCUACAGAGCUGAGAGAAAAGAUAUUAAGAAGUUUUUCUUUGACCUUGACAUGAAGGACUCUCAGAUUAUCUUCCUAAUUGACAAAGAGGGUAAAAGGACAAGAGAAGGUUUUGCCAUGUUUACUACAGAAAGGGAUUAUAAAAGAGCCCUCAGCUUGGACGGGGCACUUUUCAUGGGCCACCCUGUAACAAUAAUACCCAUUUCUAAAAGGGAUAUGUAUGGGUUGAUCGAGCGUAUGAAAGUCAGAGUCUGUAAGGUUUACACACCUAAGGAGAAGUCUCAAAGUCGAUCCUCAAAGGAAAAGAGGUACUUGUAUCUGCGAAAUUUUGCCUUUGAUGUUACUAAAGCUGAUGUCCAGAAAUUCUUCACUGGGCAAACUGUAAAAGAAGAUGCCAUUGUUCUAUUACUUGACAAUAAAGGAGUCGGGCUUGGGGAAGCACUGGUAAAAUUUGCAGAUGAAAAGGAGGCAUCUAAAGCCGAAAAAGAAAAUGGCCAAACACAUCUAGGGAUCAAAAUCCUUUUGAGCCGCAUUACUGAGGAACAAAUGAAGGCUUUACAGGAGGCUAACAAAUCCGAAGAAGCCAUUGUUACUGAAGCAGAUGAUGUGCCCGAUUUUACUUCAGAUUCAUUACCUGAUCUGGCUCCCAGUGUCGAGCCUGAUUUUACUUCAGAUUCAUUACCUGAUCUGGCUCCCAGUGUCGAACCUGACUUUACUUCAGAUUCAUUACCUGAUCUGGCUCCCAGUGUCGAGCCUGAUUUUACUUCAGAUUCAUUACCUAAUCUGGCUCCCAGUGUCGAGCCUGAUUUUACUUCAGAUUCAUUACCCAAUCCAGCUCCCAGUGUCGAACCUGAUCUUACUUCAGAUUCAUUAACCAAUCCGCCUCCCAGUGUCGAGCCUGAUCUUACUUCAGAUUCAUUACCUGAUUUGGAUCCCAGUGUGAAGACCCCACCAGUGCCAGCCAAUGGAGAGUCUUCUGCACUGGAGUCCAAUGAGGUAGAGGAACAGUUGGAUUCAGAAAAUGUGCUGCCUUCAAAUAAAGAAUCUGAAACCAUGGCAGAUUCGGAUAUUGUACAGGAAACUCCUUUGAUUCAGGACAAUCCAGACAAUACAGGGGAAAAACCGAAAGAUGAGAAAGUUUGCAAAGAGGAACCACCCUGCGAGAAAGUUGCAUCAGUGAAAAGUGCAGUAACUUUACUCUUUGUGCGGAACUUACCUUCUUCUGUCACUGCUGCUGAAAUUUUAGACUUUUUCUGUGACUACAAAGUGAUCUCUGUGAAUCUGAAAAAUAUUGAAAGAGGCAUAGCCACUCUUCGCAUGCCAAACUAUGCGACAGCAGUGUCUGCCAUAGAAACUCUUCACAAGAAAGAAGUGGGCCAAAAACAAGUGUUCCUCACUUUAAUUUGAGUUCUGGAACAGUGUCCUUGGUUCAAGCAAUAAUGGUAAGUAAACAGUCAGUGAUGAGUCUCCAAGUAAGUAGUGAAGAUGGAGUGACCAAACCACGAAGGAAAAGUCUUCUCAAAAUAGUUAGAAAUGUUGCCAGCAAAGCUUGUGGUUUUUAGAUAAAAGAAAAACAAGACACACUAAAGUCACUAGUGUAUGACAGUAGCCUUAGCUGAGUUUGUUAGGCUUCCACUCUUCUUACUGCAAGGAUGUCCUGCAUGCAUAUUCUCUCCACUGGAAAAAUGAGUAUGGGACCAGUUUCAGACAAAUGUAAUAUAGACACAUUUUUGUGUCCAUCUUAUUGACAAACGUCCCGCCAUCACCUCUGGUCUAAACCAAUACUUAUAAGGCCUGCGGUGAAGCCGGGACCAGAGGCUUACUAUUAAAAUAAAUAAAAGCAGCCUAUACACAUACCUUCCUGACUCACUGUAAGUCUCUGGUGUCAGGGUCCUCCCUUUACAGGCCAGUGUUCUUCUCCCAGAGCUGCAGAGUGUAGCAUCUUCCGUGAAGUAGCUUACAGUGCUGCUUCCCUAAUCACUGAGGUGGGACGCUGCUGCGGCCAGUGAUUGACAGAGAGAUGCUGUGAUGUCAUGUACAUAUUGCUGGGAAGAAGAUUUUGUCUUUCAAGAUUCACCAGCCUGUGGAUGGGCGCUCUUACAAUGGGGAGCCAGGAAGGUAUAUGUAAGCUGUUUUUAUUUGAAUAAAAAAUCCAAUGACUUUUAGUGACCUUUUUCAGAAAAGAAAACAACAUACACAAACAAAAAACAAUCCCAUACCCUUACCCCCCCCCUUUUCUAGUCCAGAGACACAAAAUCUAUUACAAAAAUUAUUUUAUGAGCUUUCUAGCCUGAUAUAAAAUCCAGCAUCUCUCCAUAAGUGACCAAGAGCAGUCCAUUCCCACCUAAAGAUGCCUUAAGUGGACACCAUCUAUCUUACAACGCAGACAUCUAGAGUCAGGAUUUAAUCCAAUUUUAUGCAGAAACAGGGUGUUCUAUCAACAAAAUGUAGCAGUUAGGGCUGAGGCCAGUGAUUAUUCUAAAGAGGAUCAAAAUCUGGUUCCUAGCAUACCUUUUAUUGUCAAAAUUCGGUAGCACAAAUACAAAAGCGCUCCAUAGUGCAAUCAUCCGUCACUCAUAUGCACAUAAAACUACUGGAAGCGCUUACCCGCUUAGUUGUGCAGUGAGCAGGCACAACACUGAUGAAUGCAUACAAGGUACAAUCCAGGUGCAGCCGAUCCUUUUGCCCUUCAGGUCUAAGGCUGGAACUCCACUGAGGUUUUUUUUUGUGCAAAAAUGCCAUUAAAACGCCAAUUUUCCCGCAAUUUUCCCAUGUCCAGAUGUUGGCUGCAAGUCAAUAGUAAACUGCAAAAUGCCAGAUUCACUUGGCGUUUUUCAGUUUGGCGUUUUUUUUUUUUAUCCUUUUGGCGUUUUUCAGCAAUUUCGGGCUCAGAGGCUGGAUUUUCAAAACGCCCGACAAAACCUAGUUUGGCAUUUUUUGCCCUGAAAUGCUAUGUUGGUUUAAAAUUUUGCGUUUUUGCAAGCGGUUUUUAUUCUUUUUUGUACUUCAGCGAUCCCAAAAAAUUAUGGAGAUACCUUUUUUAUUAAAAUUUUGUAGGGUACCCUAAAAAAAAUAAGAUAUAGUAGUGAUGGAAAAAAUUGUAUCUAACGGCAUUUUUUUUUUUAUUACAAAAUCUUUAUUCAUUUUUAAACAGGGAUCAAUUUAUCUGUGCGGGUAAAGCACUAAAAAUGUAGCCGACAAUACUAAAAAUGUAGUGUGUAUGUGUUUUUUUUUUUUUUUUCACUUUUUGUUUUACAUUUUUUUAGGUAGUACUACCACUCCCAGCAUGGAACACACAGUUCCAUGAUGGGAGUAGUAGUACCUGUACUAAUUGACAGAUCGUCCGUUGCGAUCUUCCUGUAUAAUGUAUAGAUGCGGCGGCCGCUCUUCUAUGGUCCCCUGCACUGACGUAUAUAUACACCUAUUCAUAUUUCCCGCAGAGAUCUGUGAUUGGCCAGAUGGUUCCAGCCUAUCAAAGCUCUGG
Messenger RNA from Hyla sarda, 4603 nucleotides. Its product is annotated as RNA-binding protein 12B-B-like. The transcript has 4 exons. Bases 292 to 2526 code for a protein of 744 amino acids. Lineage: Eukaryota; Metazoa; Chordata; Amphibia; Anura; Hylidae. Gene Ontology annotation, biological process: regulation of RNA splicing. The record is from RefSeq and is a predicted model, not a curated record. Gene Ontology annotation, cellular component: ribonucleoprotein complex; nucleoplasm. Gene Ontology annotation, molecular function: RNA binding.